AGGCAGAAUGUCACUCAAUAUCGAUGUUGAAAAUUGUUCCAAAUCAUCUCGGAAUAUGGAAGAUCACUCGCAUUACAAUUUACAUGAGCAACACCAGUAGUAAUAAUAAAAUCCAUAUCUACACUCCUCGAAAUGUUAUUACUCGAAAAAAUGGGCGGCGGCGAUUCAUCAUCCGCUAGAACCGUAGUCUUACUCGGCAAAAUGGGCAACGGAAAAAGCGCCACGGCCAACAGCCUCCUCGGCCACGACGUGUUUGAAUCAAUGCCUAGCUUAGGCGGCGUCACCUCCGCUUGUAGCCUCCACUCAACCGUCUUACCCGAUCAACGCAUUCUCAACGUGAUCGAUACCCCUGGGUUGUUCGAUUCCACCGUCGAAUCAAACACCAUGGCCAAGGAGAUUGCCAAGUGUAUCACUCUGGCCAAAGAUGGAAUCCACGCUGUUCUGCUCGUUCUCUCUCUGAGAAGCCGCUUUUCUCAAGAGGAGGCUUCUGCUUUUGAGUGCCUCUGCCAAAUAUUUGGCCCCAAAAUUGCUGAUUAUAUGAUUGUGGUUUUCGCCCAUGGUGAUGUUCUUAGGAAGAAAUUGACGUUGGAUGAUUUCUUGGCAGAUAAUUGCCCUGAUCAAUUGAAGGAUACUCUUAAAAAGUGUGGGAAUCGAACUAUUGUCUUUGAUAAUUGGACAGAAGAUGAAGAUAAGAUCGAUAGGCAGAGGGAGGAGCUUCUCUCUCUUGUAGACACUGUUUUAGAGGAAAAUGGAGGCACUCCAUACACUGAUGAACUCUUUCAACAAAUCAAGAUUGAUGAAGCUGCCCAAGGGAAAUCUACUGAGAAUGAGAUCAGUGUUGGUGGUUUGGUUGAGAUGAUUGAGUCGCGGCUGAAGGAGAGUAUUUCGAAUCUGGAGAAGUCGUUGGCUGAGGAGAGGGCAGCUCGCGUGGAGGCGCACAUGAAGUCGCUGGCAGAUAUGGCAAAGGCAGAGCAUGAGUUGAACGAAUUGAGAGAGCGUUGGAGCCAGGCUUCUCAUCGCAGCUGGGAGCUCCAAGAACAGAUCAAUCGCAAGCCUAAUUGUGUUAUAUUGUAAUGCGAUGGUGUACGUUGUUUUUGUGUUUUUGAACACCAUGCUUUGGCUUUAGCAAGUUUGUGUAUGUCCUUUUUGGUUUUUGUGGUUUUAAUAUUGAACACAAGCUCAAUUGGAUAUGUCUUGGAUUGU
Molecule: messenger RNA, 1203 nt
Organism: Salvia hispanica
Lineage: Eukaryota; Viridiplantae; Streptophyta; Magnoliopsida; Lamiales; Lamiaceae
Product: immune-associated nucleotide-binding protein 1-like
Molecular function (GO): GTP binding
Source: RefSeq, a predicted model, not a curated record